Ornithodoros turicata is the source of this 1370-nucleotide messenger RNA. RefSeq lists its product as uncharacterized. The coding region runs from base 1 to 1311 and encodes 436 amino acids. The record is from RefSeq and is a predicted model, not a curated record. NCBI's taxonomy places the organism in Eukaryota, Metazoa, Arthropoda, Arachnida, Ixodida, Argasidae. The transcript has 10 exons.
AUGGCACUAGAUGCUGGAGGAGGCAAGAAGGUAGCCAUUAUUGCCGGGGUUCUCCUGUGCUUGGCGGCUGUCGGAGUCUGCGGGUACCUUGUGCUCAGUGGAGAAAGUAAAGGGGAUGAGGAAACUGUUGACGGCGACCCUUCACCAGCAGGGGGAGCAGGUGGAGCAGGAUAUGGCGGUGGCGGCGGCAGUAGCGGCGGAACUAGCGGCGGCGGCGGCACUAGCGGCGGCGGCGGCAGCGACGACAGCGGCGGCAGUGGCAGCGACAGCUCCCAUGGACCGCCGGUGAAGAGCAACUUUAUUCUAUGCACAGUCGGCGUGACUUUCGACGACCCCAAAAAAUACAGCGGUAUUCCGUGUGACUAUAUUGUCUACGACAAUGUCCUCCUGCACAACGGCCGUGUGGUGCCGACACAAGACUUCGAAGGCUGGAGAAACUUCAAGAUCUCCGGCUUUAAGAACACGAUCCUUGGAAUUGGGUUCAUGGCAAUGUACUUCACGGACAUUGCUGCGAUGCUGAAAGACCAGGCGGUCCAGUCUGACCUGCAGUCCCUCAUGAAAGAUUCGGGCAUCGCGGCCUUUGGCAUCCUGAACCUGGACAUUCCGGCCGAUAGCGCGACGCUCAAGAAGGGCUUAGCGGAUUUUUUCGGUAGCUUGGAUGACAUAACUAAGAGUACGGGCACCUACUUCUGUGGCUUCAAACUCCCAAAUGUGGAUAAGUUUGAUAAUCUCAACGAAUUCCUCACUGGUCUCCCGGUACAGCUCGCCAUUAUCCAGACGCAUAACAGUGGCUGGCCGAUCGCCCUCAACCAGAAGGAUUGUAAAAUCGUACCAAGCUCAUCUUGGACUCAUCUAUACGGCCAGUCCUUUGAGAGGGUUUCGUACGCCUUGCAGAAGGUGACGGCUCCGCCAAUACCAGUCGGCGUCUCCUUCAGCAUGGCUGUCAACAGCUACGCCAGCGAAAGCGGAGCGUCAGUGGACGAUAGCAUCAAAGCAUUUCCUUCAACAUGCGCGUUCAGAGCAGAGGAGGGCUAUCAGAACUGGUGCAAACCUGCCACUGGUGGCUCGGAUGGCACGAAGGACGAAAUGGCUGUUAGAAAGUAUGGCGCAGUUCGCCGAAACAUGGCGUCCUUGGACACGAAGGAGAGCAUGAAGGCAAAAUUUGAUAAGUUGAAGACAUCAGUGAAGUACAGCGUCGGGCUGUUGUUGCUCGACAUACAAUUCGACUACAUCGACGACCCGACCCUGUGCCCUGGUUAUGCGUCCCUGGACAGAGUGAAGUACAUAGGAGACAUUGUGCGCAAGCAAUAACGGGGAAAAAAGUGUCUUUCGAACAUGUGAUGUCCAAUAAAAAAAAUACCUUUUGUUUA